Messenger RNA from Leptinotarsa decemlineata (Colorado potato beetle), 1585 nucleotides. RefSeq lists its product as uncharacterized. The record is from RefSeq and is a predicted model, not a curated record. NCBI's taxonomy places the organism in Eukaryota, Metazoa, Arthropoda, Insecta, Coleoptera, Chrysomelidae.
AUCUACAUCACUUGGGAUGUUAUGACGUGUGAUAGCGUCAAGAACCAGAGUACACGAGUUAUUUCUAACUGCUACUCGCUUCAGAGAAACUUGACGAAUAUUCCUUUGAAAGAAGAGGUGCUAACUUUGGCGCAGUGCGCCAAAUACCAGAAUCCGGAAGUUUCUGCUGCGGCAUUUUUCGGAGUGGAUCGUUCUGUAACCCUCUGGGUGAUAAUACACAUUAGAGUGAUCACCAGUCGAGCAGUGAAUCAGAGUACUGAACUACCUACAGAGAACAAAUCAAUUGCACAAAAGAGAGUUGGAUAUGAUUAUACCCCAGCAAAUCUCGUCCAUGAAGAACAUGUGUAUGACGUAGAACAUCAAAAUUUACAUCAGGAAAUUCAAGACUAUCAUCAGGAUGUGCAUCAUGAUGUUCAACAAGAUAUACAUCAUGAUAUUCACGAUGACCACCACGACCACAAUGAUCAUCAUGAUCCAGGCUACUGGAAAAAAAAGAUGAUCUGGAAGAAAGGUUGGAAAAAAGUUUGGAAGAAGGGUAAGAAACAAAUUUGGAAACCUCAGUGGAAGAAAUACUGGAAGCCUAUAUGGGUCCCCACCAAGAAACCUGGCUGGAAGGAAAUUCACGUUCCAGACUGGAAAAAAAUCUGGAAGCCCGUUUGGAAACCUAUUCAAGUCCCAGCUUGGAAAGAAAUCAAAGUGCCUGACUGGAAGAAAAUCUGGAAACCAGUAUGGAAGCCAAUUAAAGUUCCAGCUUGGAAAGAAAUUCAAGUUCCUGACUGGAAGAAGAUUUGGAAGCCAGUUUGGGUAGAAAUCCAAGUGCCAGCUUGGAAAGAAAUACAAGUACCUGCAUGGAAAAAACAUUGGAUUCCAGUUUGGGUGAAGGAGGCCAUUCAUGGGAACCAUUAUCUAGGAACUGAUCAUGAGGGAGCCCAAAUUACCGCUCAUGACCUCUGGAAGAAGAAACUUAUCUGGAAACCUAUAUGGAAGAAGUACUGGAAACCAGCCAAGAAGCAAAUUUGGGUUAAUGACAAAAAACUGAAGUGGAAAGAGGCCUGGAAGCAAGUCUGGCGAACGGAGAAAAAACAAAUCUGGAUUGCUGACAAAAAGUUGGCUUGGAAAGAAGCCUGGAAACAAAUUUGGCGUACUGAAAAGAAGCAAAUUUGGGUAACAGACAAGAAACUCGAAUGGAAAGAAGCCUGGAAGCAGAUUUGGAGAACUGAGAAAAAACAAAUUUGGCUGCCAGAUAAAAAGCUUGAAUGGAAAGAAGCCUGGAAACAAAUAUGGGUACCAGAUUGGAAGGAAAUUUGGCUUCCUGACUGGAAAUUGAUCUGGAGGCCAGUUAUUAUUCAAGAAUGGUUUCCAAGUCCUGAUCACCAUGAUCAUCAUCAUGAGUCCCAUCAUGGUUGGGAUCGUCAAGGACAGGACAAUCAAGUACAAGAAAGCAAAGAAACUCCUCAGUAUGUCACGGUUGCUCCAAAUCGUACCCAAAAGUCUUCCAAAUUUUCUUUUCCUUCGUCAUGAUGAUUUCAUUUCACAUGUUAUAUUCGCUCAUUUUUGUAAAUAUUAGUUUGUAGGUACUCUCCCG